UAUCACGUGAGUACUAGACAGCACUAUCUCUUUGUUUUGCGAUCUCGUGUGCUUAUUUAGUCAGUGUUGUCUCAUAAACCUCGUGAAAAGCUAAGAAUGGACCUUCGUAGACCGCUGGUAACUGGAGGCCCCGACGGUACAAUUACUAGUGAGCCACGUCACGUGACUACUUUUGAGGACAGUGCUCUUUCAGACGACAAGACUUUCAUAUUGUCGGUGCUAACUUGCAUUUUUUGUUUUUGGCCUGUUGGAAUUGCGGGAAUAAUUUAUUCAGUUAAGGCACAUAAGCGUUAUGAUCGAGGCGAUGCUAAUGGAGGUGACGCUGCAGCUCAAACCUCUCGCGCUCUCAGCAUUGCGGCCUUUGUUGUUGGCACAAUCUUGUACUUUGCUGGAAUCAUCGGAGUAAUUGGUGGUUUCGCUUAACUAAAAAAGUUGCAAGCAUCAUGCAUGCAAUUUUGUGGAUGGUUGAAAUAGUUUUUGAAGCUCGGAUGUGACUUAUGACUUGGUAGUAUUUCUGUUUUGGUCCUAUUGUGAAUACAUUGUACCUUUUUAUUGGCAUGUUUUAUUGAAACAUUUAUGUUACUUACCCUGUA
Molecule: messenger RNA, 593 nt
Organism: Corticium candelabrum
Lineage: Eukaryota; Metazoa; Porifera; Homoscleromorpha; Homosclerophorida; Plakinidae
Product: transmembrane protein 91-like
Exons: 4
Coding region: 97-423 (108 amino acids)
Cellular component (GO): membrane
Source: RefSeq, a predicted model, not a curated record